UGCCUGGCCCGCAGCAUCAUGAACCUGCAGGCUUCGGACGCUGUCCUCAGUGCCGUAGCAGCCACGCUGAAGUCGUACCCCUUCAAUUUUCGGGGUGCAAAGAUCCUGUCGGGGGAAGAGGAAGGUGUCUUCGGCUGGGUUACCGCAAACUACCUCCUGGAGAACUUCAUCAAGCGCGGGUGGCUCGGGGAAUGGAUCCAGCCCCAGAAGACGACCCUGGGGGCCAUGGACUUUGGGGGCGCUUCCACACAGAUCACCUUUGAAACCAGGGACACCAUCGAAGACCCCAGCAAUGAGGUGAUGCUAAAGCUGUAUGGCCAGGAGUACAAAGUGUACACCCACAGCUUCCUCUGCUACGGAAGGGACCAAGUCCUCAAGAGGCUGCUCUCGAAGCUCCUCCAGGCUAAGAGCUACCAAGCAACCAUCCCCCACCCCUGCUGGCCCACGGGCUACCACAAGAACCUGUUGUUGAGCAGCAUCUACGAUAGCCCCUGCACGGAAAAGGAGAGGCCCAGCUUUGCCCUCAACACUACCAUCACCAUGGCUGGCACUGGAAAUGCUAGCCUCUGCACUCUGCACGUGAGCAAGCUCUUCAACUUCACCACCUGCUCCUUCUCCCGCUGCUCCUUCAACGGCAUUUUCCAGCCAGAGGUUUCAGGAAACUUCAUUGCCUUCUCUGCCUUCUUCUACACAGUGGACUUUAUCCAGACAGUGAUGGGGAGACGUGUACACUUGCCCAGCGACCUGAAGGAUGCUGCCGAGACCAUCUGUGCCACCAGCUGGAGCGAGCUGCUCCAGAAGGCCCCUAAGCUGGAGAAGAGAUUGUCAGAUUACUGCGCUGUCAGCAUAUUUGUUUAUUUGCUCACCACCAAAGGCUACAACUUCAACGACCAUUCCUUCCCCAACAUUGCCUUCCAGAAGAAGGCAGGAGAAACCUCCAUCGGCUGGGCCCUGGGCUACAUGCUGAACCUCACCAACAUGAUCCCAGCAGAGAAGCCCUCUUCCCACAAAAGCAUAAUGUACAACUAUUGGGUCAUCCUCAUCCUGCUCUUUGUGGUCACCACCCUGAUGUCUCUGGUGACUGCCAUCUGCCUGCUUCGGCACAGCAAGUCCAGCGCAAUCUAA
Molecule: messenger RNA, 1125 nt
Organism: Balearica regulorum gibbericeps (East African grey crowned-crane)
Lineage: Eukaryota; Metazoa; Chordata; Aves; Gruiformes; Gruidae
Source: RefSeq, a predicted model, not a curated record